Molecule: messenger RNA, 2704 nt
Organism: Eurytemora carolleeae
Lineage: Eukaryota; Metazoa; Arthropoda; Copepoda; Calanoida; Temoridae
Product: long-chain-fatty-acid--CoA ligase ACSBG2
Exons: 17
Coding region: 88-2226 (712 amino acids)
Cellular component (GO): endoplasmic reticulum; membrane
Molecular function (GO): long-chain fatty acid-CoA ligase activity
Source: RefSeq, a predicted model, not a curated record
AUAUAAUAUAAAUAUGUGUAAUUAUUUAUUUUAUAGAAAAGUGAUUCUAAAAUGAAGUACAAAAGCUAACAAUCAAAAUAUGCUAAAAUGGCUGUGAUUUCAAAGGUUCUAUCUUUAAACUACCAGAGCAGGUUGAAACUUGUCUCCGGAUUCCAUGGACUCAAUGAACUCCACCAGCAGCGAUGGUUUAGUACGGAACUAGGUUUUAAACCCAGGAUUAAUUUAAAACUAGGCCCUGAUCGAAUCCUUCCUGCCAUCAGCCCUGUUACUGUUAAUCUAGAUGGAGUUGUUCAGCUGAGAAUGGGGGAAGGAUUAGGAAGUCGUGAACCUAUAUCCUGUUAUUCUUCCAUCCUGAAAACAGUUGAAACCGUCCCUGGAGCAACAGCUAUUGUUGAUCCAACAAGGAGCUGGACUUAUGAAGAGUACUUUAAACAGAUCUUGUGUGUAAGUCGAGCAUUCAUUGAGCUGGGUCUUCAACCUCAUAGAACUGUAGCUAUUAUAGGAAGCAACAGUCCAGAGUGGGUUUUCUCCGCGGUCGGAGCAGUUUUUGCAGGAGGACUGUACUCUGGGGUUUAUACUACAAAUACAACAACUUCUGUACUCUAUCAACUUCAGCACAGUAAAGCAAACAUAGUUGUUGUUGAGGACGAAAUUCAACUUAAAAAGAUUCUCCCACAUAGGGAUCAACUACCUGACCUACGUGCUAUAAUAAUGUACGGUGAGAUACCUGAGGAGGACGGGGUUCUCUCCUGGGAGGAAUUUCUAAAUAUUGGCAACUCAGUUGCUGACCUGGAGCUAAGAUCUCGCCUGGAAGGUCAGGCGAUCAACCAGCCGGCCAUCCUCUGCUAUACCUCAGGAACAACGGCUAAGCCCAAGGGAGCGCUUCUCUCACAGGAUAACAUAACCUGGACAGUUGCUAGUGCGGUGGAAACGUAUAAGCUCAAGUUUGGAGAAGAAUCAAUGCUCUCUUACCUUCCUCUUUCUCACAUAGUGUCCGUUGUAUCUGAUAUCUGGAUGUUACCAAGUAUAGCAGGAACACUUCACUUUGUUAGAAGAGAUAGACUUCGUGGAUACCUUCUCCAGUCCCUCAUUCAAGCACGUCCUACCAGGUUUGUAUCUGUUCCCCGGGUGUAUGAAAAGGUCCAAUCCGAACUAGAGGCAGCAUUCGGAGAAGCACGAGGAGGACGCGCAAAACUUCUUUCCUGGGCACGGAAUGUUUCAACUCAACACUACGAUUCAAUCCUAAACGGUGGAAAAGGUUUAGGACUUAAAUACUCUCUUGCUCAUAAACUUGUUCUCAGCAAGAUUCAUCAGAAACUAGGAAUGGAAAGGUGCCUAGAAGGACUGUACAGCGGAGCUGCUCCUCUUUCAACGGAAACCAGCCAAUUUAUGAAAAGUUUGGGAUUAAUUGUAUCUGAAAUAUAUGGUAUGACUGAGAACCCAAACCAGACUGCCAACCAGUUCCUGCCUCUAGAGCAGGACGUAGUGGAACAUUAUAAACUUGGAAGCGUGGGACGGAGCGCAGUAGGUUGCCAAACCAAACUUCAUCUCCAGGAUCCUCGGGACGGAAUAGGAGAGGUGGCUUGCUCCGGUCGGAACGUGUUUAUGGGAUAUCUCCGGGACGCGACCAGAACCAGAGAAACAUUUGACCGAGGUUUCUGGCUCCUAACCGGAGAUAUGGCCACUAUAGAGGACGGAUUCAUCACAAUUAAAGGACGGAUCAAGGACGUUAUCAUCACGAGCGGAGGGAAGAAUAUUGCUCCGUAUCCUCUGGAGAAGAAAAUAAAGGGAAUGCUCGCGGAUCUUGUGAGUCACUGUAUGGUUGUUGGGAAUAAACAAACACAUCUGACGUGUCUUAUCACUGUCAAAGCAGUGCUGGACCCUGCCACGCUUGAGGUGACCGAUCAGCUUGAAGCCUGUGCUUGGGAGUUCUGUUUGAAGCAUGGUUGUAAACCUAGCUCUGUAUCCGACCUUGCCAAGAAUAAAGAGAAGUAUUCAGGAGUGUAUGAUGCCAUUCUCAGUGUACUGGAACAAAUAAACAAGGACUCUCCUAGCCAGGCUGCUAGAAUAAGAAAGUUCACUCUUCUUCCAGUAGAUUUCUCAGUAUCAGGAGGAGAACUAGGACCAACCAUGAAGAUGAAAAGGCACGCUGUAGAGGAGAAAUAUAAAACAGAGAUCAAGGAUAUGCACGCCUCUACAGAGAGAACCAGUCUUUGGGACGAUUAAAAAUGUUCAAUAGUCAUAGGAAGGCUUGAAAACAGUCUUAAAUAGGAUUUUAGUCUUGGGAAGAAUUAGAAUUGGUCCAAAGGCGGGUAAUCAUAAAUCUGGAUGGAUUAGACUUUUUCUCCGGAGGGAUUUAAAUAUGUCCUGGGAUGGAUUUAUCAGUCCGGCUGAAUUAGACUUAGUGCCAGGACGGAUUUGAAUCUACUCCAGUGAGGACUAUAUUCUAUAGUUUGAGUUCCAGGAUGGAUUAAAAUCAGUCCUAUUAGUAUUAGAUUCAGUCUAUAAGCUCAAAAAAGGAUAAGUAGUUUCAGAAAAGUAUCUAAAUCAGUCUGAAAAGGAUCAUAUCUAAACAGUGUCUGUUUUAUAAAGCAAUUCCAUGCAAUUCUGUUAUAAAUUUAUCUGUAAAUAGAAGAUUUUAUAAUAAUUUAUAAAUUGCAAUAGAUAUUUGUAUUUUGUAAUAAUAAUGAUAUUAUAUAAUAUA